Messenger RNA from Arabidopsis arenosa, 1436 nucleotides. The record is from the annotation of a GenBank genome assembly. Lineage: Eukaryota; Viridiplantae; Streptophyta; Magnoliopsida; Brassicales; Brassicaceae.
GUUUAUUUUUUCCUCUGGUCAAAGGAAGUUAUAAAUUGAUUUUGUAGUAAAACUUUAUCUUAUUGAGCAGAGAUGGAUCAUCAAUAUGGAUAUGGUGUUGAAGUUACUGGGUUAUCUCCAUCUGUUACUCAGAAUGAUCUUAUCGAUUUCUUCUCCUUCUCUGGUACUAUCCAAGAUAUUGAUAUUGUCAGGUCGGGUGAGCAAGCGUGUACUGCUUAUGUGAUGUUCAAGGAUUCUUAUUCUCAAGAAACUGCUGUUUUACUCAGUGGCGCAACGAUAUUGGAUCAGCGUGUUUGCAUAACUCGUUGGGGACAGCAUCACGAAGAGUUCGAUUUCUGGAAUGCGACUCCGCAAGGUUUUGAAGAUGAAUCUAACUCACAUCCUUAUGCUCAACGAGGCGAGUUCAACGCUGGAGAAGCAGUGACAAAAGCUCAAGAAGUGGUGAAAACAAUGCUUGCCACAGGAUUCGUGCUAGGCAAAGACGCUUUAAGCAAAGCUAAAGCCUUUGAUGAAUCUCACGGAGUAUCAGCUGCGGCUGUAGCUAGAGUAGCCCAAUUAGAGCAGAGGAUUGGUCUCACUGACAAAAUCUUUACCGGACUUGAAGCUGUCAGAAUGACUGACCAAAGGUACCAUGUUUCAGACACGGCUAAAUCAGCCGUCUUUGCUACAGGAAGAACCGCAGCAGCUGCUGCAACUAGUGUUGUCAAUAGCAGUUACUUCUCCAGCGGAGCUCUUUGGCUGUCUGGUGCGUUAGAACGAGCUGCUAAAGCUGCAUCUGAUCUCGCUUCUUCCUCACUUCCGCCGUCAACCGCCGCAACCUCCGUCGUUCGCAAAUCCCUCCUCCUCUCAACCACCUUCUCCUUCCCCGCUUCUUCACUACCUCCCUCCACCAAAUCACCACAAAGACACAUUCAAAGAUUGCUCCUAGCUUCCUCCUCCGCCUCCGCAUCCACCGUUCCUUCCGAUUCCAAACCGACGAAAAAAGAAACAGUCUACUUCGACGGCGGAGCUCAUUACGGAGACCUGUUAGCCAAUCUCAUCCUAGGUCUAACCAUCCUUUGGCUCCCACUAACCUUAGCCGCAGUAUCCCGAGCCUUUAACCUUCGUUACAGGUUCACAAACCUCCGCGUGACGGUGAUUUCGGGACUUACCGGAGAAGACCGGAGCGAUUUCUCGUACAAAGUGAUUAAAGACGUUCAAGUUGUGCCGAGGUUUAUCGGAGAAUGGGGAGAUAUCAUCAUCACAUUGAAUGAUGGAACAAAAGUGGAUUUGAGAAGUGUUCCUAAGUUCAGAGAGAUUGCUAAAUAUUGUUUAUCUAUGGCUGAUCAACCUGCUGUUUUGAAAGAAUCUGGUGCUAAAGGCUUUUGAUUAUUUCUCAUUUCUGGUCAAAAUUGAUUCUUCUUGUUGUGUUUUUUCAAUAGAAAUCGAAUCCUUUC